Eufriesea mexicana is the source of this 786-nucleotide messenger RNA. RefSeq lists its product as uncharacterized. NCBI's taxonomy places the organism in Eukaryota, Metazoa, Arthropoda, Insecta, Hymenoptera, Apidae. The transcript is spliced from 3 exons. Bases 109 to 708 code for a protein of 199 amino acids. The record is from RefSeq and is a predicted model, not a curated record.
ACAUUAGUCGUAUAAGCCGGGUCAACAUGGAACCCGUGAUUAAAUGUCAACCUAUAGUGCUGCGCUGUUUUCCGUCUUAGAAUUUGUUUUUACAAAUGACACAGAAUAAUGACGCGCUCGAAGAUCCAGAUGAUAAAAGUUUUUAUAUUUCUGUUGAUCUUCCUAUUACAACAGAGCGCAGUAUGCAAUGAAAGUUUUAGGAUAAACAGGGUUGUACCUAAAUCACUAUCAGUAGACAAAAGUGUUGUUGAACCAGUAAAAAAGGAUAGCGCACAGAUUUCGUUAAAUAGACAAAAAAAGCAACAACAAUAUGCAGUAUUAUUUGGCGGCACAACAAUUUCCGAAGUUAAUAAAGCGGUGGAUAAUGUAACCUUAAAACAAACAGAUGUUAAUAAAACUACAAAUACUACAAAGUUACGAAAUGAGCAUGUGGGUGAAGGACAUGCACCUUCUUUAAAUGCUGGAGCUCUGAAGCGUGGUUUUUAUGUGUUUGUGGGGCUAACUGUUCUUGUCAUGGCCUAUAUCGUGUUCCGUAGCUUUAGGUUAAGUAAAACACGUGCCCAAAUGGUCAGAAAAUAUGGUGUUCUUGCACAUAGACAAGAUGUUGAGAUGCGACCAUUACCAUUGGAUGAAGAAGAUGAUGAAGAUACUACAGUUUUUGAUGCGAGUAAUGUCUUAACAAAUAAUGUUCCGCAUCAAAAUUUAUAAAAAUAAUCAGCAUUAGAUAUGUUGAUUAUGUCAUAAAUUUUCAGUUAUGUAAAAAAGAUUUUCUUGUAUAUGGUGGUA